Pecten maximus is the source of this 2480-nucleotide messenger RNA. Its product is annotated as RNA helicase Mov10l1-like. The record is from RefSeq and is a predicted model, not a curated record. The coding region runs from base 111 to 2462 and encodes 783 amino acids. Gene Ontology annotation, molecular function: helicase activity. NCBI's taxonomy places the organism in Eukaryota, Metazoa, Mollusca, Bivalvia, Pectinida, Pectinidae. The transcript is spliced from 13 exons.
GCUCUGUGACAGAAACCGCGAAAUUGAAACGCAGAAGAGAUUCAUGUUUUUCCUCUCUGAGGAAGUUGCAUGUGGAUGGUCAGAUGGUGUAGGUCAUAUCUUCAUGUGAUAUGUUCAGUGUGCUAAGUAAAGUUGUAGAUUAUUUUUGGACGGAAGAAGAAGAAGAAAAUAGUAAUGAUUCACAUCUGAUCACUUCAAAUUCUCAAACACACGGAAAUGGCGCUACAAACAAUAAAAGUGUAUCCGAUACAUCAGCCAAAAGCAAGAGCAUUGAUGGAAAAGUGAGUCACCUUUACAACACUCAUGGCUUAAUAGACAAAGAAAUUUACUUUUCUUUUGAUGCAGUACAUGGAGAUAAAUAUCCGAAAGUAGGUGAUCAUGUGACAGGGGUUGCCAAGCAGCAGCAUUCAGAUGGAGGCUGGCAUGCAGAACAGGUGAUUCUUUGUACUGAUUUUUGGGAUCAGGAUGGAGAUGCUGAUGAAGAGCAGAUUGAUCAGACAGAGCCUGAUGCUGUGGUUGGUGUUGUAACACAUUUUAAGGGAACAGAAGGUUACAUUAAUGAUUAUAUCCGUUUCACCUUCCAGCAGAGUGACAUUGGAGAGGAUAAUUACUUUCCUUGUAAUGGGGAUUAUGUUACAGCAGACAUUGUAAAAACUGAGGAAGGCCAAACCGAAGGUCGAAAUGUCCAGCCUUUACGUGUGGAACAAAGAGAAGGAAAGGUCACAGGAGCUCUACAGAACCAUGGAUACAUUGAUGGAGAGAUCUUUUUCAGUUAUAGUGUAUGUAAAGAGGGAUGGCAUCCUCAGCAAUGGGACAAGGUCAAGGUUGUUGCCAUGGAGAGUGUCCAGGGAAGGAAUAAUUGGCGUGCUAUCAGUGUAGAGCCUGUUACCACAUCUUACACUCCUAGUGCUAGAUUUCUAGUCAGUCCUACAAAGUCAUCCUUUCUUGAGGACUUGCAGAGGGACAAGAAUGGAAUAGUGGUCUCGAUGAAAAAUGACUGUGGUGAUGUCAAAAUUGGGGAAACAAAGAAAAUGGUCAUAUGGAUUGAAAAUAAGGGGAGAUCACCCCAGUUAUUCCAGAGGUGUCACUUUCCCGCAGAAGUGACACAGCUGCGAGUGGAGAGUGUAAAGUUAUUGCGGGAACAUGGUGCUAUGAUGACUAUGGGGAACCAGGCUAUAUCAGGGGACAUAACUCUAUAUCCAGCAGCCUCGCUCUACAUCAACAUUGUGCUGGAGCCCAGAUCUGUUGGGCUGGAGAAGCAGUUGUUGAUCUUCACAUUUAAGGACUUUCGUAUCGGGCGGUACAUCACUGCUAACAUUCAGGAUGAAUACAGUAAUCUGGUGACCUCCGACCCACAGUACCAACAGCAAAACAGGAAUGCCAUGUCCCGAUACCGCACGACGGUGAAUGGACCAGCAGGCUGGACCGUCCCAGGGGAAAGGCCUUCCAGAGUGGGUUGGCGUAAGUUGUAUUUGCCAAGCCGCCUUCCAAUGUUCCCAGUUCCUGAGAGAUUGCGUGAAUGUAUACUGGAAGGCGAUGAUGUGGAGGAUGUGAUUCCAGUCCUAGACCAGGAGCUGGAUUACAAGAACUACACUGCCAGAUUCAAAGCCUUGCUACACCUUGAGGAGAUUCAGAUGGACAUUGACAUCAGGGAGUUUGACCUGGAAAGGGUCAGCUUCAGACCUAUACGGGAGUUUUUGGCACUGAGGGUUCCUGGUUUGGCCGAGGGUCGUCCUUCACUUCUGAUUGGAGAUAAGAUUAUCGUUACAGAGCCGGGCGAUUCCAGUGGACCAGCUUAUGAAGGAUAUGUUCAUGAACUGAUGAGUGAGGAUGUCCUCUUGAAGUUUAAUCAGGACUUCCAUUCAACAAACAAUGGCAAGGAUUUUAAUGUCGUCUUUACCUUCAACAGGGCACCACUAAGACGAUGUCAACAGGCAGUAACAUUUGCUGUUAAUUUAGGCGAGAAUGUGCUGUUUCCGACAAUGCUGGAACCAAAGUUGUCCCGGUUAUUGUCCUCCAACAAAAGCAGAGCGAAUGUAGUUCCCCUCAAAUCUCAGAAGCAUUCAUCUGACAAAGUGCAGUCAAUGACCUACUACAACAAGCAUCUGAAUGAUCAACAAAAAGCAGCUGUGACACGGAUCUUACAAGGACAGUGUCGCCCCCUACCAUAUAUUUUGUUUGGACCUCCAGGGACAGGAAAAACAAUGACAGUGGUGGAAACAAUAAUUCAGGUCCUGAAGAAAAUGCCGUCCAGUCGGAUCCUGGCCUGUACACCCUCAAACAGCGCUGCAGACCUCAUUGCCGAGAGGAUACAUCGAAGUAGACAAGUAAAAACAUCUGACAUGGUACGACUGAAUGCUGCUCAGAGAAAUGAGGAGACUGUUCCAGACUGUGUGAAGCCUUAUUGUUGCUAUGGUAAUGACCUAGACCUUGCCAGUCACUACCGUGUGGAAAUAGUAUGAAAGGGUCUAUUUUGGUAU